Molecule: messenger RNA, 564 nt
Organism: Malassezia vespertilionis
Lineage: Eukaryota; Fungi; Basidiomycota; Malasseziomycetes; Malasseziales; Malasseziaceae
Gene: TOA1
Product: transcription factor IIA subunit alpha
Exons: 2
Coding region: 1-564 (187 amino acids)
Biological process (GO): transcription by RNA polymerase II; transcription initiation at RNA polymerase II promoter
Cellular component (GO): transcription factor TFIIA complex
Source: RefSeq, a predicted model, not a curated record
AUGAGCAACAAAGUUGUGUCGUCGACAUUUCGGCACAUUAUUGAUGAUGUGAUCGCAAAUGUCCGACAAGACUUUGAGGAUAUGGGGAUAGAAAAAGAAGUGCUGGAAGAGCUGCAACGAUCCUGGGAGGCGAAGCUGAUUGCGACGCAAGUGACCGAAUUUGAAGGCGCACCAGGGAUGCGCCCACAACUGACGUAUACUCCCGGCACCGCGCCUAACGUGUCGGUUACGGUACCACGCGAUAUUCUCAUCAAAAAAGAAAACAAAGACGAGAAGGAGGGCGGCGCAGCACCCAAGUCCGAGUCGAGCGAAGGCGCAGCGGCUUCCAGCUCGAAGCGCAAGCGCGACGCAAAAGACGAGGGUGGGGACAGCGACGAGAUUGGCAGUGAUCUCGACGACUCAGAAGAGGAGGAAGGCGAUGGAAACGAAGAUAUGAUGCUCUGCCUGUACGACAAGGUACAGCGUGUGAAAAACAAGUGGAAAUGUGUACUACGUGACGGCGUUGCAUCUAUUCACGGACGCGACUAUUUAUUUUCAAAGUGCAACGGCGAGUUUGAAUGGUAG